Messenger RNA from Centropristis striata (black sea bass), 759 nucleotides. RefSeq lists its product as uncharacterized. Lineage: Eukaryota; Metazoa; Chordata; Actinopteri; Perciformes; Serranidae. The transcript has 9 exons. Bases 48 to 590 code for a protein of 180 amino acids. The record is from RefSeq and is a predicted model, not a curated record.
UGUUGCAGGUAGGCUACUCUGGGGUCUCGUGCUGCCGUGCGGAUAAAAUGACUAACGUCAGUUUUGAUAAAUCACCGCGUGUAUCAAAGGCCUGGAUCGCUCUGAAACGACUUGAUAAAAACGACGACAGAGUGGUGGCUCUCCGAGAAGUGUCCAUCCCUGCAGCAGCUGACGUCACCAUGAUGACGCAGAUUAUCACCACUACCUUCGGGCUGAACUCCUCUGAAGUCAUAUUCAAGAUAAGAAACCACCGUGGCUGUCUAAUCCCUCUGAACAGCUCAAUCCCUGCUAACAGCAAGCACGUGCCUUAUGUUCUUGAGGUCGUCAAGACUUUUCAGCAUGUGUGUCCAAAGCCCAGAACUGUUCCCAUGACUGUGAUCAACAAGAGCAUGAAGACCAGGCUGCAGACUAUUGACAGGAGGAUUCAGAGACUGGAGGAGUUGCUGCCUCAGAUCAAACUCAGGCGCAAUGAAAAACUAAGCCAGGAGAUUGACAGUCUCAACCAGAAGUUGAGGUUUCUUCAUAAGAGAAUGCAGGUGGCUGAAUCCCACCACUGGAAGGGCGUGCUAACCAGAGCCCCUCUGUGGUAAACUGGGAGUAAUGGUUCUAUUCGUCAUUCACUGGAGAUUUUAUCCUGUCACCACAUGAGGAUGAUGAUCUGGAUUUUUACGACUUAUUUCAUAAAUCCAUGUGUGCAUGAAACUGUGGUUAAAUUGUAUUAGUAUUUUAUAAAUACCGUACUGAUGGGAAAGUUUUUCA